AUGUACCAAGACAUCGAACACCAUGUUCGCUCCUGUCAUGAAUGCCAAAUACGGAGUGUCAAGAAAGUACAUCUCCCUGUCACUAUAUCUCAGCCAGCGACAAUCUUCACAAAGGUAUACCUGGAUGUCAUGUAUAUGCCGGUAGCCAAGGGGUUUCGUUACAUUGUGGCAGCUAGAGAUGACCUUACACUAGCAGCUGAAGGGCGAGCACUGAAGCAUGCUACAGCCGAAGCUAUAGCAAGGUUUUUCUGGGAGGACAUCCUCUGUCGGUAUGGCUCUCGAGGUCACUUCAUUCUCAGAGAAGCACUAGUAAAGGCAUGCAAGCAGAGAAUUAACAAGUGGCCUGACCUCGUCCCUCAUGCCUUCUUCGCAGACAAGGUCAUGACUAGGAAGGCAACUGGAUUCUCCCCAUUCUACCUAUUACAUGGAGUAGAUCCGGUUCUACCAUUCGACCUAACAGAGGCGACUUACCUUGUGGAUGGUUUCAAAUCAGGAAUGAACACAAGUGAUCUCCUUGCACUGCGCAUUAGGCAGUUGGAGAAACGACCGGAAGACAUUGAAGAGGCGUCUCGACGAUUGGCAGCUACUAGAUGGAAGUCAAAGUUGCAGUUUGAAAGAUGGUUCAGAUCAGGGUUGAACCGAAAGGAAUACAACCCGGGUGACUUAGUUCUAAUUAGGAACACUCGAAUCGAAAAGGAACUGAAUCGCAAGUCCAAGCCGCGGUACCUUGGCCCUAUGGAAGUGGUUUGGCGUACCAGGAUGGGUUCCUAUGCACUCAAAGAGCUUGACGGGACACCAUCAUUGAGAGGAGUUGCUGGGUUCCGCCUAAUCCCCUACUAUAGUCGCAAUGGCAGGUCUGUUGGUGCAGGGCAAUUGCCCAGAAAGGACGAAUCUAUGGAUGAAGAUGACCCAAUAGGAGUCGAUGAGGACAGCGAGAUAGGGAACACAAGCUGUGUUGAAGAGCGAGAUGGAAGUCAUAGCUAA
Messenger RNA from Punctularia strigosozonata HHB-11173 SS5, 984 nucleotides. RefSeq lists its product as uncharacterized. The record is from RefSeq and is a predicted model, not a curated record. The coding region runs from base 1 to 984 and encodes 327 amino acids. Lineage: Eukaryota; Fungi; Basidiomycota; Agaricomycetes; Corticiales; Punctulariaceae. Gene Ontology annotation, molecular function: nucleic acid binding. The transcript has 2 exons.